AUGGAAAGUGAAAUCCCCAUACCGCAAAAUAACUGGGCUCCACUGGCCAUUACCACCAGUGUGUUAUUGUUCAUCGCAUUUACCACCGUCUCCCAUUACAGCAACAUCAAGAAACAGGCUUGGUAUGUCUCGGUAGUUUGCACCAUUGGUUGGUUCUUUCCCUUUUGGAUCGUAAUUCUACUUCCAUUGGACCUGGCUUCUACAAAAUAUGAUUCUUGUAAAGGAGAGUGCAAAGUACCUUUUACUUAUAUCUCCCACCAAUUUCUAUGGGUGGCAUGGCGAGCAUUUUAUUGGACUUCUUUCUGCCUAACAUGUCGCACCAGGUUCAUGAUUCCAAUGCUACAAGCGUAUGGCAACACAGGAGACUUCACUUUUGCAAAGCGUAUCAAGUCGGCUAUCAAGGUCAACGUUCGGUUCUAUUUAAUAUACGUUUUUGUUGGCAUUUUUGGUUUGAUAUAUCUUGUGUUCGGAAGUGGUUAUAAUUCAAGACAAAGAAUACAAGUCUUGGUAAUGGCUAUGGCCAAUAGCUGGGGUUUGUUUCUUGUCAUUAUAUUUAUGGGAUAUGGCCUAGUAUCUGUUCCUCGUGCACUUUGGUUCUCUGGAAGUGUAAAGCGACAUUUGUAUCAGAUAUACCUAAAAGCCCCUCGUGCCAAGGAAGAGUGCAUCGACAGUGAGUUGGAAUUUAACGAGCUAGCCAAGAUCAUGAACACUAUUGCGCAUUCGACCCAUGCCCGGAGUCCUGAGAUGCAAGCACUAGUAAAAAAGAUGGUAGCAUGGUUUCCGUUUGUGCUCGAUCCAGAACAUAACGAUCGAGAUGGAAGCACACAUAUUCCGCAGAUUCUGACAGAAGAAUAUCUUGUGAAGCUUAAUCAAGAUAUGAUUAUGGCCAUGAGAAUGAAGGAUAGAAAACUUGCAUUAUGGAAGAACAUGUUGGAAGAGGCCUUUUACUUUCAAGACAUUCUUGUCAACCGAGAAAAUGGUGAUCAUCGAUUCCAUUCGACCCUCCGUAGUCUUGAGUCCCCGUCAUUUAAGACAGACUUGAAGGAAAGAACAGAAUGGCUUUGGGUUGUUUGGGUUAGACCAUUUGUAUAUCGUAUUCUUGCAGUAAUCUGUACCUUUGUCAGUGUUUCUAUUAUCUGGUCAGAGCUCACAUUUAAUGUCAAGACCCCUGUUAUCUCCAUUGUUGGCAUCUUAUUAGAGGCGUGUGGUUUUAACUAUGCUGCUGUGGAGUUUAUAGCAUUGCUCACAUUGACCUACAUGUGUCUAUGUGUAUAUUCAUCUUUAUUCAAAUUCAGGCUAUUUAACUUGUAUUUGUUGAUUCCAAAUCAUCAUACUGAUCCCAACAGUAUGCUGUGGUUCACUAGCUAUAUGUGCAAAAUGACAGCCCCACUUUGCUAUAAUUUUGUAAACCUUCUCCAAAAGAAAGAAGAAGACAAUGGGGAACUCCCAAACAAUACAUCGACAGCUGCGAAGACAGUGUUUAGUCAGUUUAUGGGAAUUGCAAAUCUACUUCCUUUCUUGGGAGAUAAUUUUGUGGAUUGGUUUCCUGUCUUGAUCUUGUUACCAUCUUUGGCUGUACUUCUUAAUGUUCAAGGAAGAUGUUUUAGUCUCUGCGGUAUCCAGAAUGCUGGAAAUGGAGACGAAGAUGACAAUGAGACUGGAAAUGGGCUACUUAAUACUGAUAUGGCUGAUGGAAAAGCACUUAUUGCUGAAGAGCGUGCGGCAGUAGAACGUAUCAUUCACCCUGAGCUUGGGGCACAAAGAGGUAUUCUUGGACGUGCGAGAAAUGCGUUUGGUUCUUAUGCGUCAAAGUACAGUCGCCCAAAUUCACCCAGCCCUUCAGUCCCACCAGUUUCCAAUAGACAUCUUAGUCCACAUGCAUCUAGUUUACGCUCUGAGCGAGAUAGACACCUUGACGAACUUCUUUCAGGAAGAGAUGGACACAAACAGGCUGGACGGCCUGGUCAAAACAAUCGGCAGAUCAGUACAUCAUCUAAUGCAAGCGGCUGGGCAUCCAUUGGAGAUGCUGUUAAAGAUAAAAUUGGUGGUUUCUUUAACAAGCCUGCUCCAGAGGCAUUCUCUACUCUGCCGCACGAGACAGAUGCUCAACCUUUGGAUGAAAAUACCCUCCACCCCAAUAUUCCUUCGUCCGGAAAAGGACGUGUGUUUGGCCGAAUGCAUCCAACCGGAGCAUCCUCAUCACAGCAAGAUCCCCGAUCACGAUCUCCUUCGCCCAACCCUUUCUUGAUGGCUACGGCUUUGCGGACGCAGGGUUCAAAUUCCAAUGGAAAUGACUUUGUGUCUCCAUUUACACGUUUCGAAGAUAAUUCAAAGAAGCCAUCAAACAGAAGCGUAUUUGAGGGUCGAUAGAUACGCUAUAGUAUCCGCAUCUUACUUUAACCUUCUUCCUUAUUUCUUGUUCUUUUUCUAGAGAUAGAAAAGAGAAGAAAGAAAUCUAAGGAUCUGACUUGAUUGCCAUUGUAUGAUCCUAUCUAAUAUAACAUUUCAAGCUUGAAUAUUUUGGUUCUUGCGAAUAAUUAGUAUAAUAAUU
Messenger RNA from Phycomyces blakesleeanus NRRL 1555(-), 2551 nucleotides. RefSeq lists its product as hypothetical. Gene Ontology annotation, cellular component: membrane. Bases 1 to 2370 code for a protein of 789 amino acids. The record is from RefSeq and is a predicted model, not a curated record. The transcript has 13 exons. NCBI's taxonomy places the organism in Eukaryota, Fungi, Mucoromycota, Mucoromycetes, Mucorales, Phycomycetaceae.